AUGAUCGAAGGACAACGGUAUGAUAUAAAAGAGACAAUUGUCCAUCCAGAACAUAAAACAAUUGAUGUAGCAUUGAUAAUGUUAAGCAGACCAUUGCAAUUCAGUGAUAGUGUACAGCCUAUACAGAUGGCGCCAAGAAACUUGGCUUUGAAUUCUGGUGACAUGUUGAUGUCUAUGGGCUUUGGAAAAACCGAGAAAUUACCUAUAUCACCUGUUUUACUCAGCGUUAAGUUGCAAUAUGUCACCGAUAAAGAUUGUAAUGAAAUAUUUAAAAAAGAAAACCAUCCACAUAUCACGGAGCAGAUGAUGUGUGCAAGAGGAGUUAAGGGAGAAGGUUCCUGUAAAGGUGACAGUGGUGGUCCGCUAGUCCAUAACAACAUAUUAGUCGGUAUAGUCUCAUUUGGAUAUGAUUGCGGUACUCUUCCUGGAGUUUAUACUCGAGUCUCAGCAGUCCGGGACUUCAUUGAUACAACUAAGGAUAAAUUGAAUAAUGUG
This is a messenger RNA of Brenthis ino (lesser marbled fritillary), 495 nucleotides long. Lineage: Eukaryota; Metazoa; Arthropoda; Insecta; Lepidoptera; Nymphalidae. The record is from the annotation of a GenBank genome assembly.